Messenger RNA from Salvelinus fontinalis (brook trout), 2784 nucleotides. Its product is annotated as troponin T, skeletal muscle-like. NCBI's taxonomy places the organism in Eukaryota, Metazoa, Chordata, Actinopteri, Salmoniformes, Salmonidae. The record is from RefSeq and is a predicted model, not a curated record. The coding region runs from base 347 to 688 and encodes 113 amino acids. The transcript has 2 exons.
GCUGACAUCACUCCUGCUGCAUCACAAUAUCACAUGACUGAUGCCACUCCACUGUCCCACAGAGGAGGGGGAAGAAAACAGAGGAGAACCUCUUAAGUUUCCAGUCCAGUACAGAACAACCACUGACAUGAGAGAGGACACAAGGAAGUGAGAGCAGUGAAGCAGAAAGAGAAGAAUUCUCCAGAAAACGCAGUGUCUCGCUACAGCCGAGAGAAGCUUAGACCAAACAUAGAUUCUAUAGGGACACUGAUUGGUUUUUAGCUCAGAUUGUAGAACUUGAAGCCUGUCAUGAUGGAAGUGGUCCUGACUAGACUGGGAGAUCUCUCCUCUAAAGACGCCACCUUUGAUGCCUGUAAGUCAGCCGGGCCCGUUGUGUCCAGGGACCCACGGACCACCAGAGACCCCUGCCUGGAGGAAGAGCUCCAGAUGGAGGGCUGCAUUCCCGGAGAAAAGGGCAGCUGCCCCUACAAAACUGUCCAUUGAGAGUGCACUGGCCUGGCUGCACAGGGAACUGAUGGAGAUGCAAUCUCAGGACCAGGCCUUGAUACAACAGCUGAUGGACCUUCACACAGCAAUCCAAGAGCUCAAGCUUGAGAGUGGCGAGGAGGAGGAGGAGGAGGAGGAGGAGGAGGAGGAGGAGGAGGAGGAGGAGGAGGAGGAGGAGGAGGAAGAGGAGAAGGAGGAGUAGGAAGAAAAGGUUAAAGGAGGAUGAGGAGACAGAGGAGGAUAGGAGCUGGGACUUUGAGAGCGAGGCAGGGGGCAGUGGUAGUAGUGUUUACUCCAGCUCAGGGGAAGUGGGUUUUUCCAUAUCCUGCCUGUCCAAUAGAAUGACACCAUCUCCUCUUGGGUCAUCUCUACCAAAAAGGACUUUCAGCAGAAGAAGCUCUGUGCCUUAAUAAAACCACAAAAAGUACUCUCUUAUGGACUGACCACAUAGUCAAUGUCAGGCAUAUACCACAAUAUCAUCUAUAUCAUCUAUGCGCACGUGCGUGUGAGGGAAUAAUUCAACGUCUGAGACUGCAGAGCUUAAGUAAGCUGUGUCAUUUUAAACUCUAACUAGACGGAAGAGACAACAACAGCUGCUAUCACUCUACAAAGGUCAUAAAGGUAUCAUAGUACAUUUAAGAGAGAAUAACCAUUACUUAUGGUAGCAUAUUGCCUGUAAUGUCUCAACAAUUUCAAUAUCAUGACUGCAUAUCAUUCCAAUAAGCUCUAAUACUCUUCCAUAUGACUUGAAAUGGUCUGUUGUUACUGAAAAAACAGUAUUUGUAGAAGGUCAAAUUAAUAUGCAGUUUGUAUCAUCCACCCACAUGCUGUAUAUAUUGAUUUGUUGUACAACACUGUAAUUGCGCACCGAUGUUUAUAGACUAAAACAUGAAUGUCAGUAACAUACAGUGUAAAUACUUACUAUAAUGAAUGACAACGCACCUUAGAUUGAGAUUAUGUGUCUGUUCGUUUGAUGGCACACAGUUUGGCCUUCUGGAGUAAUAGCAAGUUGGCUGAUCCAGCAGAAUCAUACAAUACAAUGAAGGGUCAAGUAAAAUGUUUUUUUGAAGAAAGGGCAUCAAAGUGAACAAGAUAGGAUACUGUUUAAUGGAUAUAAUGUUUAAUGGACAAGUGGAGGUGUUUAUCCUUGCUACGGUAACUGCAUUUGGGAUAGGUACUGUACAUAGCAUGCCAGAACAAUAAAGAUUUAAAAAAUAUGAUGUGCUGUACAGUUAUUUCUGUCAUAUCAGAAAACAUGUGAAGUCAAAAGCCCAACUGUCACCGAGACUUUAAGUUUCAUGGUUUAUUCUUAAAAAAUAUAUAUUAGCUUGUUGCUUCUGCACAGCAAAUUGGCCAGCGUAACCUAAUGUUGGUUUUUCUGUGUAACAGUUCUAGUAUUGAUUCGGGUUAUAGUAAGUAGGGCUAUAGUAAGUAGCCUAUAUCCCCGGUAUAGCCCCCAUCUCCCUUAAUCUGCAUCGGAUGCGCUGCUACUCACAGAAUGUUUCAGAGAUGUCAAGUUAUGAGGUUGUGUGCAGUGUAUUUCAUCAAAUGCUUGCUGUCAAACAACCAAUAAUACUGCGUAACUCUGGUUCUUUUCCUGUGUUUGGUCCGGACUGCAUUCUUACCUGCAGUGAACUGCACCAUGGCACAAAUUGAAUCGCACAGAGACCACCCUUUUUGAGCGAACCACGGUGCAUUGUUUAGUGCAGAUAGAGUGCACCAGUCCAAACUAGUCAAAGUAAGGUAGUAAAUGCACCGGAGUUCGAAAUAAAAAAAACGCUCCAAGACAAUUCGGUGUUUAAUUAACAGCCUUAGUCUUCCCAACACUGGCAGUCAUUCUGAAUGCAGUUUGCGGGUGAAUAAAACACCUAAAUGUUGCAUAUCCCCACUCUGGCUGGAUUCCAAUAGGAAUUACACAUCACUUUGCAAAUGUCACACCCUGGCCUUUGUUAUAUUGAUUUUCUUUAUUAGUUUAGUUAGGUCAGGGUGUGACAUGGGGGAUGUUUGUGUGUUUUGUCUAGUUUAGGGUGUGUGUAUUGUUUAGGGGGUUUUGUAGUAUGUAUGGGGUUGUGUUCAGUGUAGGUGUUUAGGAAAGUCUAUGGUUGCCUGAUUUGGUUCUCAAUCAGAGACAGCUGUUUAUUGUUGUCUCUGAUUGGGAGCCAUAUUGAAGGCAGCCAUAGGCUUUAGGUGUUUGUGGGUAAUUGUCUAUGAUUAACGUUUGUAGCUUGUGUAUGCACUAACGUUUGUAGCUUCACGGUUGUUUUGUUUUGUAAAAGUGUUCGUUUUCGUGUUUCGUCA